Molecule: messenger RNA, 1329 nt
Organism: Closterium sp. Yama58-4
Lineage: Eukaryota; Viridiplantae; Streptophyta; Zygnematophyceae; Desmidiales; Closteriaceae
Source: the annotation of a GenBank genome assembly
AUGGUUCCGUUCGAUAUAAGUCCAGUGACGCCUCUUCCCGAGCCUGAAAUAUUCGUCGACGUCGCUAUAGCGGGGGCUGGCCUUGGCGGUCUCGCGCUGGCAGUCGGCCUGCAGGAGCGAGGCUUUGAGUCGGUCAUGCUCUUCGAGGCCGUGCCUUACUCCCGCUCCCAAACCGGCACGAUUUUCGCAAUGUUUCCCAACGGCGCCAAGGCGCUCGAAGGGUUAAAGCCGGGGCGACGCUGUGAUUGGCUGCGGUGCAAUGGUCAGAAAAGAGUCUCGGUUGCGGAAAGGCCUGGUGGAUCGGAAAGCAGCAAUGAUAGUUCUGGAGAGGGGGACGUGGAAGCGGUUGAUGUGGUGUUUGAGGUUGUGGGUUCGACUCCCGAAACUGACAAAACAAAUUCCACCUGUUCCGUUUCAGGAGGAGGUGAAACCCCCAAGAAGUCAGGAGGAGCGAUGGAGCAGUACCAGCGUCAGCUGGUGGUGGUUCGUGCGAAGAUUCUGGUCGCAGCGGAUGGCGUGCGAUCAGCUGUGCGAAAUCAGAUGAUUGGAGACUCGCCACGGUAUCUGGAGCAGAUUGGUUGGAACGCACUUGUGCCGAAUCCGCCGAGUGCGAGAGUGUACCCACAAGAACACGAGGAGUUACUUUUUUAUAUGGAUGAGGUUAUGGGUUACCAAAUGUAUCUGAUUGAUAUCGGCCACGGGAAGACCUUUUGGCAAGUUCGUGUUCUUGACCCUGAUAGCAAGCUGAAGUCCGAGCUCAAACUCACACCCUUCGGGGGAUUCGGGAAACCAGGAGUCAAUGACCGUUUGAUGUGCCACGUCAGCAAGAACAUUGCAGACCCAUCAGGCCAUGACAUCUGGCAUACCGUGCUUCAGGCGGUUACCGUCACCGACCCCGGUAACAUCUACGAGCGGUAUAUGGUGGACCGGCCUCCUCCGAAGGAUUCUUGGAGUGACCCCAAGUGUGGUAACAGGGUUGUUCUUAUGGGGGAUGCUGCACAUGCCAUGCACACUGGCCCAGGGCAAGGGGCUCAGAUGGCAUUCGAAGAUGCACACCAGCUGUCCAUGUGCCUUGCUGACGUCAAGGAUGUGUUUGACGAGCCUGCUGCAGUGGCUGCUGCGGUUCGGGAGUACGAGGCUCGACGGAUCGACAGGUGUGUGAGAGUGCAUGCAUACGCCACUGGGUCACAUGGGUUCGGAGAGGAGGGGAAACUUGUGAAGGCGCUUUCUCCGCCAGAGAAAAUGAAGAGGUUUAUGGAGUUUAGGAGUUGGGUCCAUGCGUACCCAGACAAGAUCAAAGGUGACCCUGAAUCCACCUACUUUAAAUGA